AGAGAGAGCGCGUAGGGUUAGAACUGAGAGAGAAGGGGAGAGAGAGCGAGAGAGAGAGAUAGACAUGAACAGAAGAGGAGGAGGAGGAGGGGGAGGCUCCUGAUACCAAGACACGGAAAAGCAGGGGAGGGAAAGAGAGAAAGAAAAAGGGGCUGGUGGAGGAAGAGGAGCGGGGAGUUGGAGAAAACGGGGAAUAAGACUUACAGAAAGCAUACAGAGGAGAGGAAGGAGAGUACCUAGUGCUUUGGACAUCCCCUCCUUUCUUCUCUUAGGCUGUCACACCAGAUUGGACUCCGAAGGACCGACACCACGUCCACCCCAGACCCCAUGGGGUAACAGCAGAUGUUUGGAGGAGAGGCUUUUGUUCAGCUACACAGAUGAACAACAGGAAGGAGGACAUGGAGAUCUCGUCUCACUACCGUCAGCUCCUCAGAGAGCUCAAUGAGCAGAGGCAGCAUGGCAUCCUUUGCGAUGCCUGUGUCAUUGUGGACGGAAAGAUCUUCAAAGCUCAUAAGAAUGUCCUCCUGGGAUCGUCACGCUACUUUAAGACUCUUUACUGCCAGGUUAAAAAAGGGGCAGAGCCUCACCACCAGACUACUGUCACUCAUCUGGACAUUGUCACAGCAACAGGCUUCAAAGCCAUCCUGGACUUCAUGUACUCGGCGCACCUUGCUCUCACCAGUAAGAAUGUGAUUGAGGUCAUGUCAGCUGCCAGCUACCUGCAGAUGACAGAUAUUGUCCAGGCUUGCCACAGCUUCAUCAAGGCUGCACUAGAUAUCAGCAUCCGCUCAGAGAUGGCUGACGAGCUGGCUGACUUUGAAAUGGGCGCUGUGGCUGCUGCUGGCCUAGGUGGAGGCGGGGGCGUCGGAGGUGGUGGAGGAGGAGCUGGAGGCGGAGGGGGCAUAGUGGGCAUGGCGUCUGAAGCCCUUGCUUCCAUCAUGUCUGGUCGCAGCACCUCUCCUUGGCUGGCGCGCCGGACCAGCCCGGCCAACUCUUCUGGGGACUCAGCCAUCGCCAGCUGCCAUGAGGGCGGCAGCACGUAUGGAAAGGAGGACCAAGAACCACCUAAGAGCCAUGAGAGCCAGGAAGAAGCCUGCCAUGACUCCCAGCCCGCAUGGCCUCAUGACUAUCGACCUGGCAUCACUGUCAAAGAGGAACAGGUAUCCCCUGCCUCCUCCUCUCAUCCCCGGGACACUCCCAGGGGGGCAGCCCAAAGCCAGGCAGAGCAAGGGACUGGGGGACCUGGUGGAGGAGGUGGAGAAGGGCCCUGGCAACCUCUGUCGGGAUCAGGGCGAAGGAAGAACAGGAAGAACAAGGACACAGUCAGACAUAUUACCCAGCAGGCUGAGAGGAACUGGGACCGCGAGCGGGACAGAGAGAGAGAAAGAGACAGUAGGCCUGGAUCUCCUCUGCCCUCCAUGCUGGCUGUAGCUGGAUGGAACUACAAUGGGCAGGAUAUCCCAGGGGCAGACGUGACUGAACCCAACAGCUCAGACAGCCGUGGCGAACGCCUCGACUUCUUCCUCAAACAGGAAGAGCCUCUUACCACAGAGCCCAGCUUCCUGGGGACCAACGAAUUGGAGGAGGCCGGGGGAGGAGCCGGGGGUGGAACAAUCUCAUCUGUAGCCAAUCUGAAGGCAGCGCUGAUGAGUAAGAACAGCCUGCUGUCACUGCGGGCUGAGAUGAUGGGAGAUGAUAACCCCUUGUUGUAUGAGUACCUGCCCAAAGGAGGACACUCCCUGUCUUUGAAUGACUUCACGGUGAUCCGUAAAAAGUUCAAGUGCCCCUACUGCAGUUUCUCUGCUAUGCACCAGUGCAUCCUAAAGAGGCACAUGCGCUCCCAUACUGGUGAGAGGCCCUACCCCUGUGAAAUCUGUGGCAAGAAGUUCACCAGAAGGGAGCACAUGAAGAGGCACACACUGGUCCACAGCAAAGACAAGAAGUACGUGUGUAAAGUCUGCAGCCGAGUCUUCAUGUCAGCAGCCAGUGUUGGAAUCAAGCAUGGCUCCCGCCGCCACGGCGUCUGCGCUGAUUGCUCUGGCAGAGGCAUGGCCGCACUCCUGGACCACAAUGGUGAGGUGGGUGGCGAUAUCUCUCCGGAGGAGGAGCUGUAUCCUGGCGACCGUUUCCACGAUGACCAAGCAGAGUGUGAUGGAGAUGGAGAAGGGGAGGAGGAGAUGAUGGUCGAAGGGGACGGAGAGAUGCUGGGAGAAGGGGAGGAAGACAGAGGGAAGUGGAAGGACUCAGGGAUGACCGCUGAGACGCACGGAACGCUGGACAAUGAGAAAGAGGAGAGUGACUCCUCGGCACAGGAGGGGGAGCAGCAGAAUGGGAGCGAGAAGGACUUUGCCUGGAUCUCAUAGAGUCUGUCCGGCUCCUGUUAGUGGCCCAUCGACCGAUCUCUGAAGAUCUUUUGCGAUCUCUCAGGCAGAAUCCUCUGCUCUCUUUACCCAUUCGUCCCACUUGGGACAGGCCUUCCUUUGAGUGGAAAUGCUGUAGGGUGAUGCGCGACAAUGAUCUAAUACCAUUACGAGUAACACUCAAACGCACACAUACCGACAUACACACACUUUUACCACACACACACGCACACACACACGCACGCUCUUCUCAACCUUGACUGCCAUAGUAGAGGAAGAGAUGGCUCAGUGCAAGGCUUUUUCUGCUUACCUCCUUUACUUCUGAUGCAGUGUUUUUGUGUUAUUUUUCUCGAGGGUUCAGGCCAGAGUCCAGUAGUUUUCUACUCUGUCAAAACAGGAAUCAACGGCGGCGCUGCCAAGGACAUGGCCAACGCCAGACUGCUAUGUAUGUUUGCCAUCACAAUCAUCAUGGAAAUCAAGGAUCACUGACAGUGUAGGGAAAUAGCCAGGAGGAAGGCUGUCUUGGUCUUAUAACUAUGACUAUAAUGCUUCUGGGAAAAGUGUCUCCCUAUGAGUGAAGGGGGGGUCUAAAUCUAUUGCAAAGCUACGUGUGUCAGAGGACCGGGCAGCCCAAUGGCACAUUGUUGAGUCCUACUGCCACAGACUUGCACUUUAAUGACAACUGACUCCUAUCAAUACCCUGAACCCGUGGUUUACAUUUUUGAUCUGAUCUUUACUUACCUAAACAACUCGGUGACCGCACCUACCUUUAAGGAUAUACUUUAUGUCCUCUUGACUGUUAUCACGAAAUAGAAAUCACUGAAUCUUUGUGCAGAUUGCUGUUUAUAUAGCCUAUGCCUUUCAGUGGGGUCCUUAAUCUUUUCUUCACUUAAGUUUACCGCCUGGUUUCUAUUGAUCCAUUCCGAGAAAUACUGGAGUUUUGAGAAAUGUACAUAAAGUUUUGUUUUGUUUUUGGGGUUUUUUUGGUGGAAAUUUAAAAGGGGACUGUAGGCUGUGCGAGACAGAGAGAGAGAGAGAGACCGAAAGAUGCUUUUUAGCGUUUCAGCCGUCUCCACCCACAGAGUGGACAUCAGUUUCUGCUUCCUGUUUUUAAAAUCAAUUCAAGCACACAGUGGAUGCUCUACACUAAUAACUCUUUCCUUCUCUCUCGCUUUCUCUGGUGCAGAUUCUCUCACACUGGAGGUUGUGACGAUAGGACCUGAGAGCUAAGUCUCUCACACUUAAGGAGGAGCUGCCUUUGUGUAAAUUUUUUUGGGUUUGUUCAUUUGCCGUGUGCGCGUGCGUGCGUGUGUUUUAAGUCAGUCAUGUAACUCCACUUGCUGGAAUCAGAAUAUGCAGACUCUUUCCACGAUUCUUUUGCUGAUAUGCUUUCUCCGGCUUUGCAAGGUUAAAAAACAGAAGAAUUGCAGAAUUGUGCUUGAAAUUCAGAGUUAGCUAUUUGCAGAGAGUGUAAUUUUACUUUGUUUUGUUUGACAGCUAUUUAUUGAGAAAACUGUUUAUUUGUGGAUUCCUAAUUUUCAGAAGUCCUUCCCUUGCUCUCGCCCUCUCUGUACGUGUUGAGUGGAACAGGAUGGCUGCUUGUAUGCAAGGAUGAGUGUCCAGUGUCCAAAAGAUAUUCUAUAUUCAGUUCUUAAGAUUAUUUCCAUGUUUUGUUUUGUUUUUUAGUUUGUUUGUUUUCAGCAAAGUUGACAAUUCAAGUGAGUCAGAUGACAUGUCUUAUUAUUAUGAAUAUCAGAACUAUGAUUACUUGUUGUUGAUGUUACUAUUAUUAAUUAUUAUUAAGUGCUGGAUGCUAAGCUUUAUUGUGUGUUCUUUUUUUUUGAUAUUUUAUAUCUUGUAUAAGAAAAAAAAAAGCUUUUAUACUUUGCCUUGUUGUGGACAGCAAGCCAUGGGGCUUUUAUCAAUCUUUUAUUGUGCCAGUUUACGCUUUCUCUGUCGUAUUUGCUUUUAUUUUUAUUUUCAUUUCUUUUUUUUACCAAGGGGGAAAAACACAUUCACUGUCAAACAUCUCUGUUAGAUAUUGAUUGAAACAUGUAUUCAGCACAUGCUUUUGCAUCACUAAUGUACACUAAUUGAUUAAUAUCGAACCAAAAACAAUCUAGUAAUUUGUAUACAUAAAGUGCUUUUGUUUCACGGUCUGUGUGUGCAGGUGCUUCUGGAUUUAUUGUUGUGGUAAACAGUUUCCUUGUUGGGUUGUUUUUAUUUUUUUGAACCUGUCACUAUUUGUCACAGUUUGGAAAAAAAAAAGUGCACGUUAUGGUAUUGUUGUGAAUAUGAAGGGCUGUGUGAAAGGACCAGCUAGCUUUUGAAGGCCGCAUCUUAAAACCAGGCUGAUUCUUUUUUUUCUUUUCUGGCUACUACUGUGUCUCACGCCUUCGAUGACACGCAAUCAAGUAGAAAUGCAGUGUGCAGACGAAACACGUCUAUCAGACAGUAGAGCGUUGAGUCCACAUGCUGUAUUCCUACAUGACCCUAGUUCAUUUACAUAAAGGGAAAGAGUGCUGCAGUAGUAACUCUGGGAAACAUUUUGUUGCCAGUGCUGGUCGCACACAUUUGGCCUCUUCUGUAGGUGCCAUGGACUGCACUUCCCAUCAGCCCCUGCUGAGAGACUCUCAGUACAGUGAGAUUUGUGAUGCUUUCUUUAUGUCUGACAGAUGUCUUUAUUUUAUUUGCAUUAUUUAUUGUGCUUUUGUUUGACCCAUUUAUCAAACAGUUGUACUUUUCUGGGGUGGAAAAAAAAAGAAGAAAGACAAUGGGGUAGAAUAUGUUUAUGAAUGUCAAUGGUGGGUGUGGAAGGAGCCCAUAAUCGGUGGCAAAUCUCUGUCCUGUGGUGCUGUUUUGGCCCCUGAGAGGCAUCUGGAUGUAUGCGUGACUCCCCCGGCCCCUGCGCUCUUCUCACGAUCUGUACUGUACGUCUUCUUCCUCAUUCUGGGUUGUACUUCAGGAAAACGUCUGCCAUCAACCCCUCAAUAUGUGCCUCAAUGACAUUUCACCUGUGUGCUUGCGAGAGUGUUUGUUUCCAAGAGACGACUGAAUAUUUGUAACUCAAUGGAUAGAGAUUAUCGAGAUGCGACCGAUCAGAUUAGAGGGCCAAAACGUUCGAGGAUUUUGAAAACUUCAAAGAGACAAAUCAUGAUGGGCGACCAGAUUCUCCUUCCCACCGUGUGUUGAUGACCUUUUGUGCCCUGAUUCUGUGGUCUUAACUGCAUGCCUAUGUUCAUUUUGUCAUACCAAAGCGGCAUCUUCGGCAUCUGCACACAACUGUCUCAUUCCACACGAUGCAAAACUGGAACUUUUUUGCUCUAUUGCAGAUGAAUAUGGGUAUUCUUAGACAUGUACAAAUUGCAAUCCUCAUUUAGCCUGUAUAGCUUGAUUCACACGUGCAAAUCAUGAAGCCAUAGAUAUGGGUAUAUCUAUAUUAUACUAUAUUUCAAAAUUGGCGCUUUUUACUUUAGAUUUUGUUCUUCUACUAAGAGUGAUGUGUGUAUACCUUCAUAUAUAUAAAUUUAUAUUACUAUUAUAUAUUAUUUAUUUUCUCCCUCAAGUUUCAGAGGGUCUCUGAUUUGUAAAAGGUCGCACUUGAAGCUUGAGGUUUGUUUAUUUUCAUUGGGAAUAUUGUUCAAUAUGAUGCUGACUUUAUAUUAUCAUAAUCCUGUGUUUGUAACAAAAUGUGCUAAAUAAUCAAAAAAAACCUGUCCUGUUUUUACACCUGUUUUGUUUUGGGCAGAUUUUAAGUGCUCUUGUGCUGAUAUUUUUUUGGUUGAUAGUACUGAUCACAAAACAUUUUUACAGUCAACCAUGAGCCUCCUGUUUUGAUGUUGGGACAGGCCCGCCAGCCGUCCAAGCCUCUUUCUAAUUCAUGUUUAGUGGAAGAAUUAGCUUGACUAUUAUUUGCAAAAACCAAUCAGUCUCAAUAAAUUUUGAAAUUGCUGCUGUAAAGAAGUGA
Molecule: messenger RNA, 6327 nt
Organism: Oreochromis niloticus (Nile tilapia)
Lineage: Eukaryota; Metazoa; Chordata; Actinopteri; Cichliformes; Cichlidae
Gene: zbtb46
Product: zinc finger and BTB domain containing 46
Exons: 7
Coding region: 378-2363 (661 amino acids)
Biological process (GO): regulation of transcription by RNA polymerase II
Cellular component (GO): nucleus
Molecular function (GO): RNA polymerase II cis-regulatory region sequence-specific DNA binding; protein binding; DNA-binding transcription factor activity, RNA polymerase II-specific
Source: RefSeq, a predicted model, not a curated record